CCCGUCUGGGAGGGCACUGCGCCUGCGCUAGAACGGCUGCCUCGCUCCCGGAAGUGGCGGGUCCGCAGAGUGUCGCUGGUCUGGGUAGCCGGAGGCAAGAGCGCUCACGGAGCUCCGUCGCCGGUCUCCCGACCGCCAUGUCGGCCUUCGACACGAACCCCUUCGCGGACCCAGUGGAUGUUAACCCCUUCCAGGAUCCCUCCGUGACCCAGCUGACUAACGCCCCGCAGGGUGGCCUGGCUGAAUUCAACCCCUUCUCCGAGACAAAUGCAGCCACAACCGUGCCUGUCGCCCAACCCCCUGGGCCCUCGCAGCCGGCAGUCCUGCAGCCCUCGGUGGAACCAGCCCAGCCAACCCCCCAGCUCCUGCUUAGACAGGCCGGCAAGUUCCUGCCUAGCCGAUUCCUGGCAGUGAGCACGCUCUCAGAGAGGCAGAUGCUGCUAGGAGGAGAUAGUGUUCUCAGAGACAGCUACAUGCGAAAGCUUCCCAAGGCUGUGGCAUCUGCAGCCCAAGCAGGCCUGCUCCGGCAGCAGGAAGAGCUGGACCGGAAGGCCGCCGAGCUGGACCGCAAGGAGCGGGAGCUGCAGAACACCAUGGCCAGCCUGCACGUGAGAGAGAACAACUGGCCGCCGCUGCCCUCAUGGUGCCCCAUCAGGCCCUGCUUCUACCAGGACUUCUCCACGGAGAUCCCUGCCGACUACCAGCGGAUAUGCAAGAUGCUCUACUACCUCUGGAUGUUGCACUCAGUGACCCUGUUCCUGAACCUGCUGGCCUGCCUGGCCUGGUUCACGGGGGACGGCUCCAAGGGCGUGGACUUCGGCCUCUCGAUCCUGUGGUUUCUGAUCUUCACCCCCUGUGCCUUCCUAUGUUGGUACCGGCCCAUCUACAAGGCUUUCAGGUCCGACAACUCCUUCAGCUUCUUCGUGUUCUUCUUUGUAUUUUUUUGUCAAAUAGGGAUCUACAUCAUUCAGCUGGUUGGCAUCCCUGGCCUGGGGGAUAGUGGUUGGAUCGCAGCCCUGUCCACGCUGGAGCACGAGUCGUUGGCCGUGUCGAUCAUCAUGAUGGUGGUGGCUGGCUUCUUCACCCUGUGUGCCGCGCUCUCCCUCUUCCUCCUGAAGCGAGUGCACUCCCUAUACCGCCGGACGGGGGCCAGCUUCCAGCAGGCCCAGGAGGAGUUUUCCCAGGGCAUCUUCAGCAACAGGACCUUCCGCAGUGCUGCCUCGUCGGCUGCCCAAAGCGCCUUCCAGGGCAAUUAGUCCUCUGACCGCCCGUGGCCCAGCCUCCCCUCUCGCCUGCCUGCCUUCUGAGCUGCACUUUCCGCGGUGCCUUAUCUGGUGGCUGUGCCUGGCACAGACCUGGCGAGGGCCUUGCCAUGGCUCUUCCUCCUUCCUCAGCCACCAGCUGUCCCUUCCACCAGGAGAAGGGAGGGACAGGGACUUUUUACUUAAGAGAAAAGAAAAAAAAAAAGCUGUCUUUCCCUCUCUGGUGGUGGUUUGGUAGGAUUCCUUUGUCUCCCUGGAAUCAGUGGGACUGAAGUGCUCUCCCCACUACCCACACACAUGCACACACAUGCACACCCAUGCCCACGGGGUCUGGAUCACUGGCCGACCUGCUAGGGCCUCCUCCAGUGUCCUGGGACCCACUCCUCCCAGCAGGCCUGGCCUGAACCUGGCUGCACACGGCCUGUGGCCACAGCACCACCCUUCCCGUCUGGUGGGGAUAAGCCGCCUGCGGGCUCCACCUGGCAAGGCAGUCUGGUGGUGGACAGCUUUGUUCCCCAGGUCACUCUGGGGUGGUCUCUGGCCUGGCUGCCCCAGGCUCCUCCUGCCCCAAGCCCUCAGCAGAUUUGUGGCCCUUUCAGGCUCUGCCUCGUCCCAGUGUGGGUGGGACCUCGUGCCCCCAGGGCCCUUUGCACCCUUUUCCGACCCUGAAUGUGCAGUAGAGUUGGCUGACAUUUGAAAGUGAGGCAGGAGAGGACACUGCCCCAGCGUGUCCCCCCAGCCUUUCUGACUGUCCUCUGGACUCGAGAGGGACAGCUGCCCUUGCCUUAGCCUCAAUCUCCCCCCACGCCGCCCCUCCGCCGGCAGUAUCCAGCUUGCACGACUCUGAGCGAGGCCAGGCCGUCAGUGCAGCCCUGCAGAUUGCAGGUGGGACUGAGGAGCCAGACUAGUCCAGGGUUACCUCUGUGCCCUGAGUGCAGUCUAGGGCCCCUUCCACUGGCCCUGGGGAUUCCCGGGGGGGUCACUGUGAUGGGUACCCAGGAGUCCACCCUUAAAACCUGCAGAGUGGCUGUGGACCGCUGGAACUUCUCACCAAGCUGGCCACCCCCCUGCCUCUGGCCUGGGUGCACUCUCCGGCAGACCUGGGCUGUCAGCCCUCUGGAGCCCAGAGCCACUGAAUGACAGUGACAGGGCCAGGGUUUUAUAAAUGCCUUUCUGGUAUUUUUUCUCCAUGUACAAAUGUAUAUGUUAUAUCUCGAUUUUUGUGCUUAAAUAAAAAGACAUUUUCAGACAA
Tupaia belangeri chinensis (Chinese tree shrew) is the source of this 2514-nucleotide messenger RNA. RefSeq names its product secretory carrier membrane protein 2 (gene SCAMP2). The transcript has 10 exons. The record is from RefSeq and is a predicted model, not a curated record. Gene Ontology annotation, cellular component: trans-Golgi network membrane; recycling endosome membrane. Gene Ontology annotation, biological process: protein transport. NCBI's taxonomy places the organism in Eukaryota, Metazoa, Chordata, Mammalia, Scandentia, Tupaiidae. Bases 138 to 1256 code for a protein of 372 amino acids.